GGUUCCCUACUGAGCAUUAAGUGCUCGCGCGCUUUUACGCAGAGCAGCCAGAAGCGUCCGAGCGCACAGUCUCCAGUAUGGCUCACCGAUACUCCCAAAUCAUCCCUGCGACCAUGCUGUUGAUUCUGGCAAUAGUCGGGAUUCUGCUGGUGGUCCUUCCGGCUAAAGAGAUGGAGACACCACCCGAAAACAUGUAUGGGAUUAUUCUGGAUGCAGGCUCAUCCCACACCUCCAUGUACAUCUACAAAUGGCCAGCUGACAAGCAAAAUGGCACUGGUAUUGUUACCCAGCACAGCGAGUGUCAUGCAGCAGGUGGAGGUAUAUCCAGCUAUGCAGGUAUUCGUGGUGGUGCAGCAGCAAGUCUGGAGGCCUGUCUGGAACAAGCUGUGAAGGAUAUCCCCAACUCCAGGCACCACCAAACUCCAAUCUGUCUGGGAGCUACUGCAGGCAUGAGGAUCUUGAACAUGGUUAAUGCCACAGAGUCCGAGCGAGUACUGAAGGAAGUGGAGAACAAACUGCGGUCAUACCCUUUCAAAUUCAAGGAGGCAACCAUCCUGAGUGGACAAGAGGAGGGGGCAUAUGGUUGGGUCACAGUCAACUACUUACUUGAAAACUUUGUCAAGUAUGGUUUUGUCGGGCGUUGGCUGAAUCCAGGCAGGAAGACAAGUGGCGCUUUGGAUUUGGGCGGAGCUUCCACACAGAUUACUUUUGAGACCUCAGAAGAGGUGGAGGACAAGGAGAAAGUGAUGGAGCUUAAGUUUUAUGGACAAACCUACAGACUAUACACCCAGAGCUUCCUGUGCUACGGUCAAGGCCAGUUUGUAAAGAAACUGCUGGCCUAUCUUAUCAAGACUCAAGGUGUGAAACCUCAAGUGUCCCAUCCCUGCUAUCCACAACAGUUCAACAUAUCUAUCAAGCUGGGGGAGGAUGUCUUUGAUUCUCCGUGUACUAAGAGCUACAGGCCGGCCCAGUUUAAUCCUCAGAUGACUGUAUCAGUCGUGGGCACAGGAGAUUACCAGAACUGCCUGGACAACAUCACAAAGAUGUUCUCCUUCGACAGCUGCUCUUACUCCAAGUGCUCCUUUGAUGGAGUCUUCCAGCCCAGCGUAAGCGGAAACUUCAUGGCAUUCUCUGCCUUCUACUUCACACAUAACUACCUCAGCCGCCUCACAAACAUCUCCAUCAUGUCCCCCAAUCGACUGAAGAGUGCAAUUCAACUUGUCUGCAACAUGACCAUCUCUGAGCUGACAGAAAAGGCAAAACAGAAAGAGAAAUACAUGAAGAAUGUCUGCGCCAUUUCCAACUUCGUCCAGGUCCUCUUACUGCAGGGCUACCAUUUUGAUGAAGCCUCCCUUCUUUCCAUCUCUUUUCAGAAAAAUGUAGGCGGAGCCUCCAUAGGCUGGGCUCUGGGGUACAUGCUGAAUCUGAGCAGUAUGGUACCAGCAGAGAGAUGUGGACUGAUGAAGGCUCUGCCUCCAGGGACCUGGGCUGGCAUUCUCUUCCUCUUCAUCCUCCUCCUCCUCAUUGCACUGGUACACCUACUGAUGAUCUACAGAAACACAAGAACUAAAGAAGGCAUGGUGUAAAAGCGAGGGAAACACACCUCCCAGUCUAAUUCAUAUUGCUCAGUUUUGGAAAAAACUGCAAAUAUAUUUAGAUUUUUUUCUUGAACUAUUGUGUGCAUGUACACAAAAUCAACACAGCACUAAAAUGUAGCCUGCACAGUUUUUUUUUUGCAAUUCCAGAACCCUUCUGCUUGAUUGUGUAUGUGUAAAUUAAACUACAAAAUAAUUUAGUUAUAAUAAUGUCUUAGAUUCAUUAAGUACUAAUACACCCACUUGAGACAACACAACAUGACCACAUUAGAGCAGUAUGUUCUCUGUUUUCUCCUUGUUGUGACUGAAGCAACACAUCUACACUUCAGAAGACACCUGAGGAGACUUUGACAGACACAAGUGCCUACAAAUUAUGAAAGCUAAAUGUAAGAAUAAAGGAAUAAAACCCAGAUUGUAUACAUUCAAAUGAGUGCUCAGCUGUGGUCAUAGUAUCUGUGAAGGCAUUUUUCUCCAACAGAUGUUUUAGUUUAAUUAACUUUAACUUAUUCGUUUUAAUCAGCUGAAUAAAUCUGUCACAUUUACAUCUUGUAUGGCUGUUGGUAUAUCCAGGACUAGUUAUGUUCCUGUUCAUGGACCUGUUUUUAACUGUACUUCUACUUUUUUAUUCAAGUAGUUUUGAGCCAGUAAUCUACAUUUUACUUCACUACAUUUGCCAUUUAUACCUGUGUUACUACAAGUCUGCUGUAUAUGCAAAGUUUAAGUAUAGAGGGAGCACAAGCAGAGCUGUUUCUAGCUUUUUGGGGGUCCUUUGCAAAAUCUUGUUUUGUCCCUCUAUUUCAAUCACUCAUAAAUUCAUACCCAAUCUGCACCAUAUUUCAUAUGCAUGAGACACACAAAAACUUAUUUCAAUAUAACUUAGCUGCAUUUCUAGCAUUAAAACACAAACUAAGUGUCACUGGCCCCCAUCAAAAAAGACAUUUGUCCACCAGCCAGAGCCAGGCCCAAUCAAAAAAUGCUUGCCAUCUGGCCUAACAACUUUUCUGGUGGAGACCCUGCACUCAAGUUGCACAUACUAUAGGUGAAAAUGUAGUUAGCUAGCUUACAUUUGUUAUGUUAAUUCUUCAUGUGCAAUGUUAAUCUGUGAUGUUAUGAUAAGGAGGAGAAGGGUAGAGAGGAAGAGAGAGUGGGAGAUCAUUAAUAUCUCAGUGGUAUAGUUUAUUCCUAUUUCUUUGAUGAGCUGACCUACUCAUGAAAACAAGUGCUGUGUUUUCAUUAUUUUGCACUGGCCCGCACAGAAUGUAACUUGUACUUUGAGUACUUGUUUUGUUUUUUUUUUAGAUGAGUAGGUUUUCAUAGGGUAGUCUUCAGUUCAGUUUUGGGGGUGGUGAGAUUGAUGUGUAUCUAGAAAGCCCCAACCAAGGGUGUUGUAGAUGGAGUCUCACACAAAGUGGAGGCUUGGAGAUUUAUAGAGUGUAAAGGCAUAACAGACAGUUUUAGUCCGUGAGCCAGGACCCCAAAUUUGGCCCACCGGUACCACCUUGGGGGAAUAAUUCUCAUAGUCAUUUUUAGCACGGUAUACAUCUCUAGUGUUAGAAAAAAAUGUGAUAGCCUUGCACCGGUGGUAGCUUUCUAUGUGAUAUCACUUCAUUUAUAACCCCAUAGGAAAACUAAAAAAGAGCUCAAAAAAGCCUGGCCGAAUGGAGGUUAAGUCAUAAUAAUCCAUGUAAAUUGACAAUGCAAGCUCUGAGAGCUACUAAACUUGUCAUGCCUGACGGCAGGAUAUCCCUUUACAUAACAGAAAAAAAUCAGAAUGCAAAUAUCUCAAUGCAAAUAGGAGAUACAGACUUAUAAACACAUACCUACAAUAGCCAGAAAUGUAAAAGAUGGGCAGCCAAGACUGGGACCUCUCCCCAGAACUGAUGGACAAACUCGAGGCAUUUAUGUGUGCCCUGUAUGCUCCGAAACCAUCAACCACCAAGGUCAACGAGCUCAGGUAUCACCUUUUCUGUACCAAAAACGGUGAAAUUGAAAGCCAUCAACUCCCACCGUGUAAGGACUGCUUAAGAAAACAUGCACAGCGAGCCAGCUAUCAAGCUUGUGUAUGGAGAAGGUGUUUGGACAACGACCUCCAAGUCCCAAGCCCUGUUGGCAGAGGAUGGAAGAUGGAGAAAGAAGAGGACACUGA
This is a messenger RNA of Epinephelus fuscoguttatus (brown-marbled grouper), 3741 nucleotides long. RefSeq names its product ectonucleoside triphosphate diphosphohydrolase 2-like. Gene Ontology annotation, biological process: nucleoside diphosphate catabolic process. Gene Ontology annotation, molecular function: GDP phosphatase activity; UDP phosphatase activity. The transcript has 9 exons. Bases 78 to 1586 code for a protein of 502 amino acids. The record is from RefSeq and is a predicted model, not a curated record. Gene Ontology annotation, cellular component: plasma membrane. Lineage: Eukaryota; Metazoa; Chordata; Actinopteri; Perciformes; Serranidae.